Messenger RNA from Thunnus maccoyii (southern bluefin tuna), 2944 nucleotides. It is a transcript of the gene tpte, whose product is annotated as transmembrane phosphatase with tensin homology. The transcript is spliced from 19 exons. Lineage: Eukaryota; Metazoa; Chordata; Actinopteri; Scombriformes; Scombridae. Gene Ontology annotation, molecular function: monoatomic ion channel activity; phosphatidylinositol-3,4,5-trisphosphate 3-phosphatase activity; protein tyrosine phosphatase activity. Gene Ontology annotation, biological process: monoatomic ion transport; transmembrane transport; protein dephosphorylation. Gene Ontology annotation, cellular component: cytosol; membrane. The record is from RefSeq and is a predicted model, not a curated record. The coding region runs from base 371 to 1906 and encodes 511 amino acids.
CCUGUUGGCCUACUUUUUACCAACGAAUACUGCGGUUUGAACGUCUCUGCACAGGAGGGUCAGACACAGUUAUAGUGAGAAAGAGAGAGAGAGACAGAGAGGGGGCUGAAGAGGAAAGAUGGGUGAAGACUAGCGACGAAAAACUAGAGCGUGUUUUUUUUUUUAUCUCAAGUCCAGGAAGUCCGAAACCGCUACGUUUGCAGAAACGAUGUGUGGAUGGAUAGAAAAAAAAUCACCCGGUUAACCUUUGAACCGCCUUCCUUUGUCUUCAUAAUAAGUCACAAGACAAACUGUCGUAUAAUUUCACGAAUGACAGUCCUAACGAGACUUCACGUUCUGAACAAAGCAAGAGGUGCGAAACACACACAUCAUGUCCUCUGUCUAUUUCAGUCCAGGGUCGGAUUCAGGUGUAAAUGGAAACAUUGCAAAGAUGGAGGAUGCCAAAGUGGAGAUUGAUGAUGGAAAAGAAGAGAGUACGGAACCAGACACAAUGUACCACAAUAUCCGGAAGAAGAUAACACCUUAUGUUAUGUCCUUUGCAUUUCGUAUAUUUGGAGUGAUACUGAUCCUCGUGGACUUCAUACUGGUGAUUGUGGACAUUGCCCUGCCAGCCAAGAACAGGGACGUUGGAGAUGUGUUAGAGGCCCUGUCCCUCACCAUCUCCUUCUUCUUUCUCACUGAUGUUCUCCUGCGGGUCUAUGUUGAAGGGUUCAAAGUGUACUUCAGAUCCAAGCUGAACAUCGUAGAUGCCUGUGUUGUGGUAAUCACACUGGUGAUCAACAUGAUCUACGCCUUCACUGACCUGUCAGGAGCCAGCCUCAUCCCCAGGGUGGUGACAUUCCUGCGUUUCUUGAGAAUAAUAAUCCUGGUGAGAGUUUUCAGACUUGCGGCUCAGAAGAAGGAGCUGGAGAAGGUCACCAGGAGGAUGGUUUCUGAGAACAAGCGGCGAUAUCAGAAGGAUGGAUUUGACCUUGACCUUACCUAUGUCACAGACCGUGUCAUCGCCAUGUCUUUCCCCUCCUCUGGGAAGCAGUCCUUCUACAGGAAUCCAAUCAAGGAGGUUGCAAGGUUCCUAGACACUAAACAUGAAGGCCACUAUAAAGUUUACAACCUGUGCAGUGAGAAAGGCUACGAUCCCCAGUUCUUCCACUACAAGGUUGAACGGGUGUUCAUCGAUGACCACAAUGUUCCUUCCUUGGAGGACAUGCUGAAAUACACAGCAAAUGUGAGGGAGUGGAUGUCUGCUGAUCCCAAAAACAUCAUUGCUAUUCACUGUAAAGGAGGGAAAGGACGCACAGGUACUAUGGUGUGCACCUGGCUUAUUGACAGUGACCAAUUUGAGAGUGCGCAGGACAGUCUGGAGUAUUUUGGUGAGAGGAGGACAGACAAGAGUCGGAGCUCCAAAUUUCAGGGAGUGGAGACUCCUUCUCAGAGCAGGUACGUGGGCUACUAUGAGGUCAUGAAGACUAAAUUCAACAGACAGCUUCCUCCACCUCAAAGCCUCAGAAUCAAGAGCAUCCGCAUUCACUCUAUAGCAGGUGUGGGUAAAGGUGACGGCAGCGAUCUCAAGGUGAAGAUAAUUGUGAGGAAAGAACUGGUGUUUCAGUGUGUGUGCGCCAAACAGGAGAACUGCACAGUAUUUCCUGAUGUAGGCAGUAAUGCAGCAGUCAUCAGCCUUCAGAAUGGGCCUGUGGUUGAUGGGGAUGUGAAGGUCAUGUUUGAAUCAAGUGCUGGUCUUCCAAAAGGAUAUGAAGAUGUUCCGUUCUACUUCUGGUUCAAUACCUCCUUCAUAUCCGAUAACAAACUGUUUCUACCCAGAGAGGAGCUGGACAACCCACAUAAACCCAAGACCUGGGACCUGUACAAGGAGGACUUUGGUGUCUCUAUGUUCUUCUCAGAACCUUAAUAAAAGCCCUUCAGAAGGAUGAGGAGGACGUUCUUCUUAUCAAAUAAAAAAUGUGACAUUAAGUGAAUGAUGGAUUGUGGGCAGAUAUUGGUAGAUUGAACACUAACUCAAGAAAAGAAUGGAAGCACAAUGUUAAAAUUUCUAAUAGAGGCAUUAAUUUACUUUUGUUCAAAUGUUAUGGUCUUGGGUGCAGGGGGGACCACCACUGAGUCAAAUCAUGCAGACUGCAGUGCUGCUCUGUUGAGUUGUGGCAAAAAAGUCUUUUCCUUUUUUUGUAUAUUGUAGUAACAAUGCCAGUAAUGACUUUAAAAGUUCCCAUUGAGCCAGCUCAGGCAUAACAAAGUUUUGGUCAGGACAGAUAUGGUUUACUUUGACCAUGGAUGAUCAAGGUUUUGUAUUUUUAAAGAACUAGAACUUUUGUUUAUAAAAAUGUAAAAAGGGAUUUUUUUUUAUCAGCACUUAAUAACAGUGUAGAUUUAGCUUUUCAUAUGUGAACAAAUCCCAAAUCAACCAAGAAGAAAAGUAGACAGGCAUUAAUCCUCUUUGGAUAACGUGAAUAGUCUAAUUUAAAAAAAAGAUUGCUUUGUAAACCUUGUUUACAAAGAACAACAUAACUUGAGUUGAUAAAGAGGAUACAUUGUGUUAAAAGUCACUUUCAUAACAAGUAAUCUCUUUCAAUGAAUCAGUUGAGUCCUUUUGGUGUCCUAAAAUAAAAUGAAAAAAACCUGAAAAACAAAUGCACCUGAUGAAAUUAUUACACAGGAAGGUUGGGCUGACACUAAUGACACAACUCCAUAUUUGAAGUGUUUUAACUUUUCCUCAGUGCUAUUGUGAAGUCAUCCCCUCUGAAGUACUCAAGUCAAUUUGAAACUCUUAAUGUACCAUGUCUAACUACUGCGAUGUCUGUAUUGCAUGUGUCAUUAGUGAAUGGAACAAAAAUGAGGCAAUGGUGAGGCAAAAGGUAGAAACCACAGUUUAACAGAACACAGGAUGCCAUGUGAGAAAGAAACUAUUUGCUCAGUGCUCAUGUGAGUACAA